Paralichthys olivaceus (Japanese flounder) is the source of this 476-nucleotide messenger RNA. The record is from RefSeq and is a predicted model, not a curated record. Lineage: Eukaryota; Metazoa; Chordata; Actinopteri; Pleuronectiformes; Paralichthyidae.
CACCCUGUGACGUCAGGGCUGGAUUCUGGGAGAGCCGGAAGUGUUCCGGACGGACUCGUCGUUGGUCCUCAGCUGAAACCGGAGCCGGGAGCGGAGCGUGGACACCGGGGACCCAGCAGAGACUCACCGAGCCCUCCGACCGGAGCUUCAGUCGACGUGGACGUUGUUGUGACGGAGCCUCACCGAAGAUGUGGAAGGCAUCAGCUGGACAGUCGGUCAAUGUGGCGGUGGAUGACGGAGGGGAAGACUGGGAGACGGACCCUGACUUUGAGAAUGACGUGUCGGAGAAGGAGCAGCGCUGGGGCGCCAAGACGGUGGCCGGUUCAGGACAUCAGGAGCACAUCGAUAUCCACCGGCUGCGUGAGACGGUGUCCACGGAACACACCAGCCUGAAGCAGAAGGAGCUGGACACCAUGCCCAGGGCCUCGCACGGAUACGGGGGCAAGUUUGGAGUGCAGCAGGAUCGCAUGGACAAG